CAUGGCAGUGAAGUUCCAGAGCUCUUGUCAGAAGCAAUCUCCAAGAAGGAAGGGGGUUGUCCUUCUUCUGCUCCAAGCAUCAGAGGAUGGAGGAGCCAAAGGGAUUCACAGGUGCCCCCUUUUGGAGUCAAACGGCAAGAUUUGAUGUGUCAGCAAUUUAUCCAGAUGUCAAGAGACCAAGUACUUACCUGCAGGCCCCAUACACCAAAACGGUCUGCUCAGACUUGAACCGAAAAUUAGGACCAGGCACCUACAGUAUUGACUAUGGAGGCUUCAGUUCUAGUCAUCUGCAUAAGAAGAUGUCAAGCUCUAGUUGGGCGAAAGCCCAGGAGGCAGCAAGGCUCACCAAAAUGCCACAUUUCAAUUUUAAGGAAAUAUGCAGCAGGGCGAAAGCUCUGAAAGCAAAGCUGGGUCCUGGGACUUAUGAGUACUCAGAUUUUCUACAACUCCAAGAGAAACGUCCACACAGCAUUAGAGGAAUAUGUGACACCGGAGCAGUGAGAUUUAAAGACCGCAUCAGGGAAUGUUAUCCUGGCCCAGGAACCUAUGGAAAUCCUUAUGCUGCCCUGGAUAAAAAGGAAAAACGCUCUGUGACUGCACUUGGAAUAAUGGACAGUAAAACUUCAAAAUGCUUCGCCUUUCCCAAUGUGGGAAGUGGUUUGGGACCUGGCACCUACAAUAUCAAAAAUGGGGUGGAUGAGAUGCUGAAACGCGUGGUCAGCUUAAAAGGCCCUUAUGAAACCUUCACAGGAGACAGGUCAAAGCCUAUUGUCUGUGGGCAUUACGCUACUGAUAAAAAGUCCAUCGAACUGAGUGGCACCACAUUGAAGAGCUUCCUGGAAGAACUAGAAUCAAGGGAUAAAAGGAAGCACGGCACUUUCGGCAGUCUUGUUUGGAAUCCCAAGUGCCCCUCCGAUCGGAUCUUCUGGGCCACUGUCAGCCAGUGUCCACGUGAACAAUACCUGACAGGGCCAGGCUCAUACGACAUAAAGCCCAUCAAGAGAAAAGAGUAUGAAAAUCAGCCACCGUUCUGGAUUGGUGCAAAAAGAUUUGACAGGAAAGCAUACCGUCUGUUUGUUGGAAAUGCUAACCCAGUUGGAGUUGGCCGCUAUGAUACUAUGAAACAUGAGAAAUACCGAAAGAAGAUCAGAUACCGUUCGCUUUAUAUGCAUGAUACACAGCGUUACCUUAGUAACCUGGAGAGGGACAAGUGCUUACAGGAGAGGAUUACGCCUGUUAAUAAAGGCCUCCAAAGACUCUGUUAAUCUACCUGAAGACUUGUUGCUUCCUGAAACUUAGUUAAGUCACCAGGUAUCAGCUGCAUUUCUGGUUAAUGUCCAUAAAAAAUCCUGCCAAGAGGACACAGACACCUCAACAUUUGCUAUAUCGUAUCCUGUACCCACCUACAAUCAUUUCUUGGUAUAACACUCAAAUCAAGACACUUGGUGGAAUAUGGUUAAUGUGUUUUUUGAAAACCAGCAUGCUGAUGUAAUUAUAUCAAUAUUAAAAAUGCUAGACACAAACUGAACUGCUGUUACAAGUAGUCAACACCAACAAAAAAUAAUAAUAAUUGUACUAGUCAGUUGUAUGAGUAAAGAAAGCACAGUUUGCAGUUGCUACUAGUUCCUCCAAAUAUUGCAGACAAUCAGGGUCAGGUGUUUUUAAAGUGCCUCUCCUCUGCCAGGGAUCUACCUGGAAAGUCUGAACUCGUAUCAGAAGCACCAAUACAUGCUGGUUGAUGGUCAUGGAGGAGGAGGAGGAGCUUCUUGGCUCCAGUGUAAUACCUGAAGUUAACUUGGCAGGUGUACAACGUAUGUGCACAUAGAAACCUUGUACAAUCCUUCAAUGCAGUCACACGAACAGAAAUAGCAGCAGUUGCUAGAGACAUAAGGCUGUAUCCGGACAGGGAUGAUUGGCAUGAAUACAAGUAGUUGUGUUUCCUA
This is a messenger RNA of Podarcis muralis (Common wall lizard), 1943 nucleotides long. It is a transcript of the gene CIMAP2, whose product is annotated as ciliary microtubule associated protein 2. The record is from RefSeq and is a predicted model, not a curated record. NCBI's taxonomy places the organism in Eukaryota, Metazoa, Chordata, Lepidosauria, Squamata, Lacertidae.